AUGAAUGGAGAAAUGCAUCCUGAUAUUCGUAAAUUUUUUGAAGAUUUUCUUCUCGUAAGUUAUUCCGUCACAACCAAAAAAUUACCCGAAAAACCAAUUUCAGAAAGAACAGAAAACGGAAUAUUUGAUUGCAUUUGGGAAUAUAAAUCAUCAUCUGAUCAACAAUGGAUUCAAUUUUCGGAUGAUGAAUCAAAGGAAUUAAAUAAAUCAUUAAUAGUAUUACCUGAUAAAGAAAUGCAGCGCACAGUUUAUUUGGGUGCACCUCCAAAUACUUUUAGUAUUUCAAUCGUUGAAUUUCAACGAUCUGGUAGGAAUCGUGAUCCAACAAAUCGUCGUGCAUGGGUUCGAUGUCGUGGUUCAAGCAUUUUCAAUUUUGAUUGUUUUUCACGAUGGCAAAUAAUGCUUAUCAAACAUACUGAAAUCAAAACUCAAGGCGAACCAUCGAUGAAGGUAGUUGAUAUCCCAACAGUUUAUGACAGUCGCUUUCAAUUACAGCUCAAUUGUUGGUAUAACUGUACGAGAACCAUCAAUUCAUAUAUUGACAAGGCCAUGAAUUAUCGACAAAAACGGAUAACUUUGGAUCUGAAAUUUGUAGGAAAUGAUUUAGGAUUUGAUCUUCAAGCAUUUACAUUUACAAAUAGAGAAAACACGAUAUCAGGUUACAUACGCUGGAUUCCAAAAUUGAUUGCAAAUGAUGAACGUUACCGAAAUAAAAUCCACGAAGUUGAUAAUUAUGAAAGUUUAGCUCAUGUUCAACCAAUACCUUUCACGACAAAACGACUUCGAGAAAUAUCACAAAUCAAACAUACGACAUCAACUGCGAAAUUAGACGAUGAUCUAUUAGAAGAAGAAGACGAAUAUGAUCAAGAUCCUACAUCGCCAGAUCUUUUAAGUAAAAACGUCGAUGACGAUGACUUAGACGAUGCAGAACAGGGAACCGAAUCGUCAGAGAAUGGAAAAUGGUCAUUGUUUGAUAUUAAAAUUAAGGAGGAUAUUACUUUGACAAGUACAGCCACCGGAAAUAUUCAUCAGUCAUCAAGUCCGUCAACAUCACAGGAUACUACACAGGAAAAAAGUCUUGCUGAUAAUUUACAAGAAGAAUUAACAAAUACUAGUUUAUCACAACAAGUAUCUAUGGAAGAAAAAUCAAUUUCAAUUACAAAUCUUGAUAAAUUACGAGCAGAGAUGGAAUCUCAGCAACAAAAAAUCAAAAAGACUGCUGAAGAAGUACAAAUAAUAAAUAAGCAAUUAGAUCAAAAGAAGAAAGAAAAUCAAGAUUUGGAAAAUGAACUUGCCAUCACUAAAAAUGCUCAUAUGAAAGCUCAACGAGAAAGAGAACGUCAAUCGGAUGAAAUCUUAAAACUCGAAGAAGAAAUAAACCAAUUACAAGCAGCCCAAAAGACAGCAAAGGAAAUGAAGCAAAAAGCCGAUAGAGAAGUGGAAAAAAAACUUGCAGCCGCUCAAGAAAAACAAAAGCUUGCCGAAGCAGAAAAAGAACGAAAAGUUCAAGAAAUAUUAGAUUUUGCUAAAAAAAUAAAAGACAUGGAAGCAAACAACGCCAAAUUAAUUCAAAAGAAUGAAACUGAGAAGCAAAAUCUCGAGCAACAACUUCUAACCACUCAAGACAAACAGAAGAAUGCUGAAAAAGAAAAAGAACGACAAGCACAGCAAAUCUCCGAACUCGACAAAUUGAACAAAGAAUUACAAAUUCAGAAACAAAAGGGAGAACAAGAAAAGGCGAAAAUGGAUAAAAUAGAAAAAUCUAUUAUAGCUACCCAGUACAACAAAAUUGAAACACAAAUAGCACGAGACUUUCUUGCACCAAAACAAUUAUUAAUCAUCGAUCAUAUGAAGAAAAUAGGACAGAAAAUCGAUGAGCAUUUCAUUGAUAGACUACCCAAAAUGGUACUUGGUGAAGUAACUAAUGGAUCAAUUGUAACAUAUAGUGUAACCAUUGUCGGUUUUCAAGAUCAUCAUGCUAUAUUCAAAGCAGUUCUAGAACGAAUUCGAAGAUUUAUACGAACACAAUAUUGGAAACAGUAUGUCAAAUCUUUUAUUCGACUACUACAAGACAAGGCGAAUGAAUACACUGAAUUGUUUAAUCAUCAUAUUGAAGAUAUAGUCAAAUCGUUGACCGAAAAAUGCAUUUUGAAUGAUUUAACGACAAUAAAAGCUGAAAUAGAACAACAAACAAAUAAUUUUAUAAAAGAUAAGUCGUUUACUGGAGAAAUAGAACCACCAAAGCAUCAAGCGCUUGAAGAAUUUAUUGAACAAAAUAUUAUCUUGCAACGAAGUCAUCAUGAAAAAAAGCCAACUAAAGAAUCAAUCACUGUUCUAGAAACAUUCGUUAAUCGAGUUAAAACAGAUUUCAAGACAAAUCGGAAAUAUGUUGGUCAUGAUGCAAAACAUUUUGAUCUAAUACCUGACAUACUACAACGAUUAAUCAUAUAUUAUUGUUGUUUUAAUAUCCAAUUGCCUUUGUUUGAAUCGGCACUAGAACUAUUGGAUAAAAUUGACAAGAAUACAGUUACUACAAUUGCCACAUCAACUGGAUCAGGAAAAUCAACAUUAUUACCAGCUCUACUUGCCGCAGAAGGUUACGAUAAAAUUAUUGUUACACAACCUCGACGUUUACCUUGCACAUUAAUCUGUCAACGUGUUAAUGAAACAACGACAUUAGUGGAAAAUCCUUUUUCAGAGAAAUUAGCUGGAUGGGCUGUUAGUGGUGCUGAAAAAAAUCCAAAAGCAAGAGUUCUAUAUGUAACUGAUGGUCUUCUUAAAGAACGUCUGCUCUAUGAUGAAAAUUUCAUUACACGUAACACUCAAUUAGACAAAUCAAUCAUUUUCUUCAUUGAUGAAGUUCAUGAACGUUCUGUAAAUAUCGAUCAUUGUUUAGCAUUGUUAGCACGAAUGUUAUCUAUUAAUCCAGAUUUAAAAUCAAAAAUGAAAUUGAUUAUUUCAUCUGCUACACUUGAUUCAUCUGUACCAAAUCUUUUUCGUCAAAUAAAAGGAAUCACAUUAGCCGAAUUUGUAAUGCCACAAAUGGGUACUAGAUAUGAGGUUACUAAAAUUCCUCGCCGAAAUGAAAAUAUAUUGAAUAUUGUACAAGAAUUGUAUCAAAAACGUCGACGAUAUGAUCAAAUUUUAUGUUUUGUUAGUUCUGUCAAGGAUGUCAAUGAAUGUUGUUCAUUAUUGAAAACUAUAACUGGUGGAGUAAUCAUUGCUUAUCCUCUUAUUCAAUCACAACAAGCUUCGACACAAAACGAAUAUAUUGAGAAUGGAAGUGUAUUCUUUUCGACAACAGUUGCUGAAACUUCAUUAACAUUUCCUCAAUUAAAAUAUGUUGUCGACACAGGUUAUAUUAAUAUUCCUGUUUAUGAUCCAGAUUCUAAACGAACUGUACUAAAAGAAGAUCGAGCAGCUGAAUCAACGAUAAAACAACGUCUUGGACGAUUGGGUCGAACACAACCUGGAGAAUAUUAUUCCUUAUAUGAUUUUACAGUUGAAGAUAAACGAUAUCCAACACCACAAAUAUGUCAAUCGGAUUUAACCAAUAUCGAAUUCGGAUUACGAAAAUCACCAUUAAAACAAGGAAUGAACUAUAUGAAACAAUUCUUUCCAGAUCAUCCACCAAAUAAAACAAUUGUUCAUACAGUUAAAGAACUAAGAGAAUUAGGCAUUUUGGAGUCCAGUCCAAGUGAAAAAUUUACAGCAGAAGGUGAAGCUCUUGCUAAACUACCCGAUUUUGGUUCAUUGGCAAUGUCAAAAUGCGUAUGGGCUGCUCUUACGAAAUAUUCUUGUGGACGUGAUCUUAUCUAUAUAUCAUCUAUUCUAAGUGUUCUUAAUACAACCGCUUUAUUGAAAUCAAUCCCACAAAAUCUAAAAAGUUCAGAUGGUGACUUCAUGACAUUGUUUAAUGUAAUGCAAGAAGUUUUGCGUGUUGGUCAAUCUGUACCAGGCAAAGCAUAUGAUUUGCAACUUAUUUGCCAAACGAAAGGUCUAACUAGUAUUCAACAUAUUCUUCGACAAGCAUUAAGACGCUAUAAAACUUUAGAAAGAUCUUUUAAGUCAUCAAAAGAUUAUUAUGGACCAUCACAAAUAACAUCUGGUGAUUGGCCAUCAAUUGCUAAAUCAUUAUUAGCUGGUUAUUACGAAAAUGUAUUUGUUUCAUUGAAAGAACUAUAUCGAAGAAAUCAUCAUUAUGUUCGAUAUGAUUCAAGUGAUGAAAACAUUGCUGUCUUAGAUUCACAAUCGAGUCUUGCCCGUCACAUAAGUAUGACGCCUGUCCCUGUUGUUUUGGCAAGAGACAUCCGUUAUGCAUCUUCGAUUCGUUCGAGAGCGGUACUUUCGUUCCUCGGUGAACUUCAACCAGAAUGGGUAGAUUAUCAACUUAAACGAAAUGUAGAAUUAAAUAGCAAAGAAUUAGCUCAUCUAAAUGAUAAAAAUAUAUUGACAGCAGCAAAAGCAAAAUUCCAUAAAAUUUCUAUGCUAGUAAAUCCGAGUAGUAAACCCAACAAGACAAAUCUAUUAUUAGACGGUAGUGCUGGAACUUCUCUCACCGCUGAAUUACAUUUGUUACAACAAUUGGCUAUUGAACAACCUGAAUUUUCGUUAGAAAAUAAGUUUCUAAAAGACUCAACUGAAUAUAUAAAUUUAUCACGAAAUUUGGAAAGUGUGAUCAAAAUGCCACAAAUAUUUAAACCAAUGACUUGGCGAUGGGAAGCUGAGAAACAAGUCAAAAUAACUGUUAAUCCUAAUACAUCAACAAAAACUAUUACAGUAAAAGUCGUCGGCAGAGAUUCGGAAUAUGAAAAUGUGAAAAAAGAAUUCAAUUCAUUUUUGGGAUGGUUAGGACAUUGUGCUGUUAUUCGACAUCCCAAUUCAGGUGUUCCUCCACGUGUUUUUCGUCCCCAAGUGCGCGCAAAAUAUCAUGAUAUUGAAGAACGAAUUUCUCAUAUUACCGAUCCUAAACGAACACCUGUAGAGUUGUACAAGAGUAUCAAAGGUCCAAACGCAACUCGUGAAACACGAAUGGAAGCUGUCGCUUGGAUAGCUGUUUGUAAAUUUUCUUGCAAACUUGAAGGUGGUUUUGUACGUGAUUGGGUUGUUGGAAAUUAUAUAUCAAGACCAGCUAAUCCAUUACCAAGUCCGAAAGACUGGAUUGACUAUGUGAAUAACCUACCAUAUAUGAACAGAGAAGUCGUUCCAGCGGAUUUAGAUUGUCAUUUACCGACACAUUGUUACUUUGAUAUUGAGAAAUUUCAAGAUGAAUUGCACAAAUAUAAUAUAGCAUGCAGAGUCUUUCGACAAGAUUGGAGAUAUGUCUUGUUGAUUGAUGAAGAUGUUCCAACAGGUCCAUAUACAAUGGAUUUAAUUGAACCACAUGUGGCAUUAACACAUGAUCGUAUUGAUUUCGAUGUAAAUAAUUUAUCAUUGGAAAAAGAUUAUACACAUGAAUUAGCAAUGCGUGUUGAUAUUCAACAAAGACCAUAUUUCAUUGAACUUGAAACUAUUGUCGAUAAUAUUAAGAAUAAACGCUUUCAAAUACUUCGUCCGAUUGAUACUAAUGUCGAGCAGCGUGUUGACAAAAUGGUAAAUAUUCGUCAUUGGACACAAAUAGGACAACCGUUCUUAGUUGUGCCGAAUCCAGACCCAAAAUAUUGGUCUGUUCUAGUACGUUUACCAUCAUCAGAUAAAUUAUAUAAAACUGUGGAAGCACAAAUGAAAAAUAUAGGAAAUGUAACAAUCAUAUCGAUUGAACAGAUAAAGAAUCCACUUUUGGAAGAUCAAUAUGAAGCAAUGAAAAAAAUUAUUGCUAAACAAUGUACAGGAUUCGAUCCGAAUGAACGUGAACUAUUUCAUGGUACAAGUGGAGAAGCAAUCGAUGGUAUACGAGAUAACGGUUUUGAUGAUCGCUAUUUCAGUACAGGUGGCAAUUGGGGUCGUGGUGCAUAUUUUGCUGAUGAUCCUAAGAAAUCACAUGGGUAUACGGGGGCUCAUCCACCUGGUAGCACACGUGUUAUGUUUUACGCUAAAGUUUCGUUAGGUAACGAGUCGAAACAAGCAUCGACUAAUCAAAAGUUGGUUGCGGCACCACUGGGAUUUCAUUCAGUCGUAGGAACAUUGGCAGGAUUCAAUGAAUAUAUUGUUUAUCGAUAUGGUCAAGCUUUGCCAUACUUGAAAAUCACUUAUAAAGCAUGA
Rotaria sordida is the source of this 6201-nucleotide messenger RNA. Lineage: Eukaryota; Metazoa; Rotifera; Eurotatoria; Philodinida; Philodinidae. The record is from the annotation of a GenBank genome assembly.